Messenger RNA from Serpula lacrymans var. lacrymans S7.9, 1326 nucleotides. RefSeq lists its product as uncharacterized. Gene Ontology annotation, molecular function: arylformamidase activity. NCBI's taxonomy places the organism in Eukaryota, Fungi, Basidiomycota, Agaricomycetes, Boletales, Serpulaceae. The transcript has 16 exons. The record is from RefSeq and is a predicted model, not a curated record. The coding region runs from base 60 to 1169 and encodes 369 amino acids.
AGAUGUGAACUAAGUCGCGAACAAGAAGCAUAACCUGCGCAAUUCAGGGUCUACCCGCCAUGGCUACUCAACGUCUGAAAGGCAUAUUUUCCAUCAUCAAAGGAAAUAAAGCUGAAAAAUCAGACCAGAAAUCCCCCACUACCGACAAGGCAGAUAAACCCACGUCAGAGAGGGUAUUGCCGACGUUCGAUGAGUUGCCAAACUUCCACGAUUUCAAAGGGUGUGCGUGGGAUGUGUGGGGCCGCGACGAUGAAUUGGGGACUAUCAAUCUGCUCACAGAGGAAGUCGUUCAGCGAGCUGCAAAGGAAGAGGUUCGGACUGGAAGGACCGUAUGCUUGAACUGGCCCAUUCACUUCCCUUCGAGGCCCCUUUUUGGCAGGAAAAUUCCUUCUAUCACCACAUAUGCAAAAAAUGGCCCAGAUGUUCCAAUCAGAGAUGAUGUUAUCCAUAUCAACACCCAAUCUGGUUCUCAAUGGGAUGGUUUGAAACAUUACGGUCUCAGGGACCAUAACGUCUUCUAUAACAAUACCCCGCCUACAGCAUUAUCUGAAGGCGAGAUGGAGCUUCACGACCCUAGCGAGAUCGACUAUGGACGCGUCAAGUUAGGAAUGCAGAACUGGGCCAAACAUGGAAUCUGUGGCCGCGGAGUUCUCCUAGAUUUAGUGAGCUACUACACUGCCGAUGGCGGGACCCUUCCCUACAACCCAUGGGCCACGUAUCCUUUGACCGUAGCAGACCUUGAGGCUGUUGCGAAGAAGCAAGGUGUAGAGUUCAGGCGGGGUGAUAUCCUAAUUUUGCGAGUAGGAUUCAUCCAGAAAUAUUAUGCCAGUACCAAUGAAGAUAAACAUGCACUACGUGACCAAACGUUAGAAACAUUUACAGGAAUCGAGCAGAGCGACGAAAUGAAGAGGUUCAUCUGGAACAAUCACUUUGCUGCCGUAGCUUCCGAUCAGCCUUCAAUGGAGCGGUGGCCGGCACCUGAAGGCGUACCCCAACUACAUCAGACAUUCCUUGGAUUAUGGGGAAUGCCCAUCGGUGAAUUCUUCGACGUCGAAGAGCUCUCCCAAGUGUGCAAAGAGACGGGAAGAUAUACCUUUUUCUUCACUUCUUGGCCCUUGAAUAUUCUCGGUGGAGCCGCAAGCCCUCCCAAUGCUGCAGCAUAUUUCUAAAUACGCCUAGCACCAUGUUAGCAACAAGUCAACCUUUCUGCCUUGUAGAUCAUGAUUGUAAGAAUGCCAGCUGAUGUACGAAUACUGCUUUUGGAAGUCCAGUGUAUUACAUAUUUCUUUUGCCAAUGUGAGAGCUGAUAAAAACAUUACGAGUUCG